Messenger RNA from Hermetia illucens (black soldier fly), 3764 nucleotides. It is a transcript of the gene tgo, whose product is annotated as aryl hydrocarbon receptor nuclear translocator homolog. Gene Ontology annotation, molecular function: DNA-binding transcription factor activity, RNA polymerase II-specific; RNA polymerase II cis-regulatory region sequence-specific DNA binding; protein dimerization activity. The coding region runs from base 521 to 2821 and encodes 766 amino acids. Gene Ontology annotation, biological process: regulation of transcription by RNA polymerase II. The transcript is spliced from 9 exons. Gene Ontology annotation, cellular component: transcription regulator complex; nucleus; cytoplasm. NCBI's taxonomy places the organism in Eukaryota, Metazoa, Arthropoda, Insecta, Diptera, Stratiomyidae. The record is from RefSeq and is a predicted model, not a curated record.
ACGAGUUAGCGUGGACGUGUGAUUUUUACUUGAGAUACAAUCGAUAUCACGUGUUAGACGAGCGAUUUUUUUUUGCUGGUGUAUCUUUAACAUUUCACAUCGUUACCUGUACGGUGGUUGGUCAUAAAUUACCUGAACUAAAUUUCAACACAAAGAUCCUUUCGUAAAUUCAGAGAGUCGUAAAGAAAAUGGCAUAAAAAGGAAAAAAUCCCGAAAGUACCUCGAGUUCUCAAAAAACCCCGAUUUGUAAUACGGAGUGAGUGUUCCCCCGAGCUGUAAUACGUAAUUUUGUGAAUCAUAGUGGAAAGUGAUAAGCCCUUGUUUUUGUGCACUACUCGGUUUUGUAAUCUCAAAGGAAUUCUAGUCGCAACUUCGACAACUCAAGGAGUAAACAUAUCACAAUUACCAGAAAUACUAAAAGUGAUUGUGCACCAUCUCAAUCACGGAUCCAUCAAUCAUCAUCAUCUAGCGGAUCUUCGAUUCAACGAUCAUCAAACUGGAACCCUAUGACAUAACAGCAAUGUACGCCUAUGCACCACCGCAAGGUGGUGGUGCACAAGUACCACCACAUCACUAUGCAUCCCCACCGGCCUAUCUACCUCAUCAUCAUCAUCAUCACUCACCUCACCACUCAUUACAUCACUUGGCCAGCAUAGAUGGAAGUCCUUUGGGAUCAGCCCACUCAACAAUUGGUGUCAGUGCUAGUGCAAGUGGUGUUGCAGGUGUUGUAGGAGUUGGAGGAGUUGGUCCUUGUUCAACUCCUACAGUGAUUCCUAGUAGUUUAUCGACAAUGCUUCCACCGCCUGGAAGUGGCGGUGGAGGUAGUGGUAGUGUUGGUGUUUCGCAACAUAUUCCAACAGCAUCGCAUUCACAUGAUUUGGUGGUGGGUGGUGCUAGCGGCGCUCCUGGGAUGCAUCAUCCACAUGGUCUUGAACCACAAUUAACUGAAUUAACAUCGCAGGCGAAAAGAAGAAGAUCAGAUGAGGAAGAGUCAAGCUCAAAUAAGUACAACAGAAUGGAUGAAGAUAACAUGCAAGAUAAGGAGCGAUACGCAAGUCGAGAAAAUCAUUGUGAAAUCGAAAGAAGACGACGGAAUAAGAUGACUGCCUACAUAACUGAAUUAUCCGAUAUGGUACCUACAUGCAGUGCAUUAGCUAGAAAACCUGAUAAAUUGACAAUAUUACGUAUGGCGGUUGCUCAUAUGAAAGCGUUAAGAGGCACUGGAAAUACAAGUAGCGAUGGCACCUACAAGCCAUCAUUCCUAACAGAUCAAGAACUGAAGCAUCUCAUAUUGGAAGCUGCCGAUGGUUUCCUCUUUGUUGUCUCAUGUGAUUCAGGGCGUGUCAUUUACGUCUCAGAUUCAGUGAUGCCCGUUCUAAAUCAUACACAAAACGACUGGUACGGGACAAGUAUGUACGACAACAUUCACCCGGACGACCGGGAAAAAGUACGUGAACAACUUUCAACACAGGAGCCCCAAAACACUGGUCGAAUAUUAGAUUUGAAAACGGGAACCGUGAAAAAGGAGGGACAUCAAUCAUCCAUGAGACUCUGUAUGGGAGCGAGGCGUGGCUUCAUCUGCCGAAUGAAAGUUGGCAACGUGAAUCCCGAAAAUAUGGUAACCGGCCAUUUGAAUCGUUUAAAGCAACGUAACUCACUAGGACCUUCACGCGAUGGACAAAACUAUGCCGUUGUCCAUUGUACGGGCUACAUUAAAAAUUGGCCACCAACCGAAAUGUUUCCAGGCGUUCAAAUGGAUCGGCAAAGUGAAGAAGAUAUGCAUUCACAUUGUUGCCUGGUCGCUAUCGGUCGACUUCAAGUUACAUCUUCCGCGAACUCAUCAGAUUUGAGCGGUUCAAAUAAUCAAUCGGAAUUUAUAUCACGCCACGCCAUGGAUGGAAAAUUUACAUUUGUAGAUCAACGUGUGAUGAAUAUCCUCGGCUAUGCUCCUACAGAAUUAUUAGGGAAAAGCUGUUAUGAUUUCUUCCAUGUUGAGGAUCAUAGUCAUAUGAAAGAGAGUUUUGAGCAGGUGUUAAAACAGAAGGGGCAAAUGUUUUCACUGAUGUAUAGAUUUCGAGCGAAAAAUCGAGAAUAUGUAUGGCUGCGGACGCAAGCUUAUGCAUUUUUGAAUCCAUAUACCGAUGAUGUGGAGUAUAUAGUCUGUACAAAUAGUUCUGCAAAAACAAUGCAUACUACACAUGAGACGCCUGCUCCUGAACCCCAUUCAGAACAUGUCUAUUCUACACCAACAGCCGCACCAAAUAGUACAGCCCCCGGUGGGGUGUAUAAUACGCAUGGAAUGGCACAAAAUACAGUGGCCUAUAGUUAUGAACCAACACCUUCGCCAAUUGGAUAUGGUUCACCCGGUGCUCCGCCUCCAGCAGGCUCUGCCCAUCACAGGAUACCAAAAGCAAACACUUCACCAACUCCGGCGGCAGCGGCCUGGUCUCUUCGACAACAGCAGCCCGUCACCGAAGGCUAUCAAUAUAACCAAUUGAGUCCGUCACGAUCACCAAGUGGACCAACCUAUACCCAACUAAGCGCAUCUCGUCAAUCGACGGGCUACCACACUGGAACUCCCGCCCAGCCGAAUCCAGCUAUUUGGGGUUGGCAAAAUGCUACACAAACAGCGGACCCCGGUCCUGGUUCUGGUAGUUCGGGGGGUGGCCAUCCAGCCGUAGUAGUUCAAGGACAACCGCAUGUUCAAGCGCCCCCACAACAAGGCCAAGAACUUUCAGAUAUGUUACAAAUGCUCGAUCAGAGUGGAGCUCCUUCAUUCGAGGAUAUCAAUAUAAAUAUGUUCAAUGCUACGUUCGAAUAAUGUAAGGGGCGCAGCCUAGAUCUAGAGUAUGAAAAGAAAAAAUGAAUGCGCACCUUCAAUGGGAAUGUUGCAAUGAAAUGAAACGAGAAAAUAUGUAAAUUACCAUCAACUUGAAAUUAACGAAUACAAAAAUGUAUAUUGAACAUUCACUUACUUUGGUAAAAAGCUGUGGGUGCAAUCAUCACGCAAGCAAGAACUGCUCCACGAUACAGUUCGGCGAGCAAAACUUUCCUUUCUGGAAACUCACGAGGAUUCAAAAUAGUUUUAACAGAAAAUAUGUUAAUACGCAAUUCGCCCAAAUCUUGAUUAGAUGAAUUUUAAGGAACAUCUUCUGUUUGAAAAGUUGUGCAUUCUGAUUUAAAGAAAUUUAAAGAUAACUUUCUUCCACCAAUUGUACCGCACAGCCUAUCGUAAAUCAAUCUUGCGUAAUAUGCUUUGUUCAGAAGAAAUACGUUUAAUUAGAAAGAGCCUAAUUUAAAACCUAUUUUAGUUAUAGAUGAUGUGCAUGUUUAAAGAAAGCUGUAAUGUUUGCUUCGCAAGGCAACGGAGGAGAGCAUGUGCUGUGCCGCGAAAGUCAUGGAACAACAAAAACGCCAACCAGACUACGUACGUGCCAGUGGCACGUAUGACUACCGAAUGACGAAUGGGAAUGAAUGAACUAACAAAUUAGAUGGUCUCAAGGUGUUUCUGGUCUCUGAACAAAGCUUAUUAUGAUCAAAUUUAAGAAUAUAAGAUACAAAGUAUGAUAAGGUGAAAAUAUUUUAAUUUUUAGAGUUUUUUCUUAAGAAUAAUUGAUAUGAAGAACAUAAAAGUGAAAUAAGAAAUGAAUAAAGUCAAAAUUGGCGUGAGAAUAAUAAGGAAAAUAUGAAAUGAUAAAUAGGAUUAUUAUUGUCGUGUGUUUUAGAUUUAUAUUGUAUUCAUUAAUAAUUAUUUAUAAUAUUUU